CACAUACACAGAAAUGUAUAUGUAAUGAAACUAGUGGCAGAAGCUGAAGUUGGUUGCAACAACAACGCUUCAUAUGUAUAGACAACAAACUGAAGUCAUAAAUCAAGCAACAACUGACCUCGUUGAUCCGUAUUGUUAAUACAUGUGGGUAAUAUACAUGAGGAAAACAAAAGUACUUCCGGGGCGUCGAGCAACUGCUCAUGUACUGUCACCGCCUCAAACUGAUAUGUUUAUUUAUACACAACACAGUCGUUAUAUCUUAGAGCUAAACGUGUGAAAUCAAGCAAGUACGAAUUUGUCCUCUGGCGUCCAUUUUCUGUUCAAAGCACGAUUUGGUUUGUCGAUAUGCUUUUAUUGUGAAAGUAAAGAACGCGUGUACCGGAAGUGCUUAUUGAUGCUAAUGUUUGUAGCACUUGGGAUACUUUCUUACAUGAACUAAGAUCAGUAAUUUCGUUGACCAGUCAUAAAAAUCCGAAACGCUAAAGUGUGAACGCUACAAGAACAAUUCAGCCAGUAUAACGUUACUUAAUAGUAAUGUUUGAAUUAGCUAUAAAUUGAUUAUUACUAGUGAAUGAUCCUGUUACAUCAUGGGGAAGAUGAGCUAGCUACCAUGAGGUGAACUCAGCGGUGAUGUCAAAUCUCUUAACCGCUCACCAACCUUAGCAGGCACUAAGUGACAUAUAGACAAAUGUGACAAUCCCUGUGUAAUUGUAGCUAAUGCCUGUCGUGAUGUCCGCCCUGUACCGAUGCGUCCUGUUAAACCGAGUUUCUACAUGUAAAAAACUAUCAGGUCUGACAUUUAGAAACUAUAAGGCGGCUCCUCCACAGUGGAGGACACCUGGGAGUUACUCACGCGCCGGGAGCACAGCCAUAACACCGACAACAACUCAACCAGGUGCUAUGGCUAAUAAGGCAGACAAGAUGAGUGUUUCCUGUUCAAGGUGUCUGUCGAGUCAAGCUUCAACUCAAGAUGGAAAAGCUGGAGUGAAGAGAGUUUCCAUCGAAGGAAACAUCGCUGUAGGAAAGUCAACUUUUGCAAGAAUCUUGCAGUCAGCCUGUUCAGACUGGGAGGUGAUGGCAGAACCUGUGAGCAAGUGGCAGAACAUCGAGAGUGGGACCUCAAAGGGGACAGAUGCCUCCCCCCAGACGACAGUCAGCAACCUGCUGCAGAUGAUGUACCAGGACCCUCAGCGCUGGUCGUACACUUUUCAGACGUAUUCGUGUAUGAGCCGGCUGAGGACGCAGCUGCAGCCUCCUCCUCCUUGCCUGCUCAGCUCAGAAGGGACACCUGUUCAGGUGUAUGAGCGCUCAGUCUACAGCGACAGAUACAUCUUUGCCCUGAACAUGUUUGAGUUGGGUUGUAUCAACCCUACAGAGUGGGCAGUUUACCAGGAUUGGCACUCUCUCCUGGUGGAGCAGUUUGGACACCAGGUGGAGCUGGAGGGCAUCAUCUACCUCACAGCCCCACCAGAGAAAUGUAUGGAGCGUCUAGAGCGCCGGGGAAGGCCAGAGGAGAAGGGAGUGAAACUGGACUAUCUGAAUAAGUUGCAUGUUCAACACGAGAGGUGGCUUGUUGAGAAAAGCACUGAAAUACACUUUGAGAAGUUAAAACAGAUACCUGUGUUGCAACUCGAUGCCAGCGUGGAGUUUCAGAGUGACCCAGAGGUGCAGGACCAAUUUAUUACAACGGUGAAGAACUUCUUCAAUGCUUUGUGAGAGGAGUUAACACCAGCUAACAUCAGUAAAAGUGGGAAACCAAUGAGACCAGCCAGACCUCAUUCAGUCGACCUCAACUGACUUAUAAAUACGAAGUAAUAUAAAACAGACUUCUCUUUUUAAUAAGCUGCUGCCUUCAUGAAACACACAGAUUGACUUUUGUCUGUUUAGAUUGUUACAUUUUUCUCAGCAUUUUGUUGUUUGCUUGUUUAUGUGUUAGUUUUCAGAGUCACCACAUAUUUAUAAAAGGUACUGUUUAUUCCACUUGAAACCUUAAAACUAUUUCUGUGAUUGAAACAUCCAUCAGUUAAGUAGUUUUAGAGCCUCUGUAAAUUAUAAACCAAAUCUGUGCUAUCACUACCAUGACCAUUUGGAAACACGGUUUACUGAACAUCACGUCAUCAGUUUUUGUGCAUGAUACUGAUUUAUACAUUCCUGACUGGCUGUAAUAAACAAAGACAAGUACUGUAUCUGUUCUUUAUUAAUAAAUAAAAACAUAAAAAAAAACA
Lates calcarifer (barramundi perch) is the source of this 2225-nucleotide messenger RNA. RefSeq names its product deoxycytidine kinase 2. Gene Ontology annotation, cellular component: mitochondrion; cytoplasm. Lineage: Eukaryota; Metazoa; Chordata; Actinopteri; Centropomidae. The record is from RefSeq and is a predicted model, not a curated record. Bases 718 to 1716 code for a protein of 332 amino acids. Gene Ontology annotation, molecular function: deoxynucleoside kinase activity. The transcript is spliced from 7 exons.